AUGUCGGUGCUGCUGCUCAAGGCAGCGGACGAAGAGUAUCGACGUGCUCUGGAGCAAUGUGCCAGCUCCAAUGAGUCCCGACAGGGAUUGUUGAAAGCGUAUUUUGCUCAAGUAUUGACCUUUGAGUACGUCAAUACACCGCAGCUUGUUGACAUUUUGACCCACUUGGAUCGCUACAGUGGCAUUUUAGUCACAAGUCCUCGCAGUGCGAUCGCUGUAACAAACGCCGUCAAUGGACUGAACGCCGAGCAGAAGCAGCUUGUGCUGAAGCAUCUAGACUCGACUCCUGUACUUUCUGUUGGCAAUUCCACGUCAAGAGAGCUGCUGCCUAUUGGAGUGGUCUGCAAAGGCGACGACGCCGGUUCAGCAGCUAAGCUGGCCGAGUAUUUGCACCAGGAUGGCGCUCUUCCAGCCGCUUGUAAAGAGAGACCGAUGGUUUUUCUAUGCGGGAACAAACGCCGUGAUGCUCUGCCCGAUAGUUUUCGAUCGCGAGGUCUUCCGCUUCAAGAGUUAGUCGUGUACCAGACUUGUGCCGUGUCGAACGUCGAGUUCCCGGUCGAGUGCCGAGUGCCACAAUGGCUAGUGUUCUUUAGUCCAAGUGGACUGGAAGGGGUAAAACACUUGCCUCUGCCUUGGGAAUCGAUUCGCAAGGCGGCGAUUGGCAAGACAACUGCCGCUGCCCUGCACGAGUAUGCCGUGGCGACUCAGCAGCCGUUCUGGGAAGCAGACGUGACGGCGCCUAAGCCUACGCCUGAGUCGCUUGCAAAUGCUAUUCGCACCUUCGAAUGCGAGCACAAGUCGUGA
Peronospora matthiolae is the source of this 804-nucleotide messenger RNA. The record is from the annotation of a GenBank genome assembly. Lineage: Eukaryota; Oomycota; Peronosporomycetes; Peronosporales; Peronosporaceae.